GUCGCUUGAAGGUCUGCCCAGUGGCUUUAGCCAGAUACGCCUGCCACGCAAGCCACUUCACCUGACCGUCGACAUGCGUCUGCUGCUGCUCGCGCUGCUGAGUGCAUUGCCCUCGAUCGCGGCUGAUUCCGCCACCCAUUGCGUCAAGUGGCGUGCCACCUCCAAUUGCGAUCCGCACGGAGUGCGCGAGCCGCAUAACGACGCCGCGUGCUCGAAGCGCAUCGCCUCAGGACUCUCGGGCUACUGCGAGUGCGAAGGCCGUCGCCGAGUUCGAGAAGUAGAGUGCGACCACCACGAAUUCACGUGCGAGGAAGCCUGUGCCCAGGACUCGUCCGCCGACCUUAGCUACCCGCAAGGAUUCGAGCACGUGACGUGCGGCAGCUCCAUUAAGCUAGUACACGAGCCAAGUCGCUACCGUCUGCACUCACAUGAGAUCGCGUAUGGUAGCGGCAGCGGUCAGCAGUCAGUCACCGCGCACAUGGCGCGCAAUGACGUCAACAGCUACUGGCUCGUCAAGGAGGGAGACGGCGCUCCAGUAUGUGACGUGGGCAAGCCUAUUGAAUGCGGAGCCACGAUCCGCCUGGAACACAUGCAGACGCGACGUAAUCUACACUCACACAUGUUCAAGGCGCCGCUGUCGUCGCAGAACUUGGAAGUCAGCGCUUUUGGUGUCGCUGGAGAAGGAGACCGAAUGGACUCGUGGGUCGUCGAGUGUCAGGAGAACCAGCAGUGCUCGGCCGAGGGCCAGUGCGAAGACGACGGACUCUGGAAACGUGGCGAGCUCGUACGUCUGCGUCACCGGGCGACAAACCACCUGCUCACCACGAGCUCGAGGUCCCGGUUUGAUGACAGCAAUUGCCCGCGAUGCCCCAUUAACGGCCAGCAGGAAGUGAGUGGCAGCUCCACGCGCGAUGAGAACACACUCUGGUUCGCUGGAGAAGGCAUUUACGUGACAGAAUAAACGAGAAUGUCAGAAAACAAAACAAUGGGGAAGAGUAGACGGACUGCGAGCUUGACAACGUUGUCCUUUAACAUUAAACACGACGCCCCAAUCCUACUCGCACAAGUAAAUAGGUCACCCCACAUUUUGUUUACUCAUCCAGCUCAAUUACUUCGAAGCCAUCGUCUUCUAGAUCAAACUUUGUCGUCUCGUCACACUCAAGGAAUACCGGGGGUACGCCCCCCUGGUUGGUGGGCAUCUCGAACAGUGCCGUCGUCAGUGCCUUCACCUCUUCUAAUACUUUUUGAACGAACGAACACGAAUCGUUCGGAG
This is a messenger RNA of Phytophthora nicotianae INRA-310, 1273 nucleotides long. RefSeq lists its product as hypothetical. The transcript is spliced from 2 exons. Lineage: Eukaryota; Oomycota; Peronosporomycetes; Peronosporales; Peronosporaceae. The record is from RefSeq and is a predicted model, not a curated record. Bases 74 to 961 code for a protein of 295 amino acids.